This is a messenger RNA of Achroia grisella, 943 nucleotides long. RefSeq names its product pupal cuticle protein 27-like (gene CPR16). Gene Ontology annotation, cellular component: chitin-based extracellular matrix. Gene Ontology annotation, molecular function: structural constituent of chitin-based larval cuticle. The transcript is spliced from 4 exons. NCBI's taxonomy places the organism in Eukaryota, Metazoa, Arthropoda, Insecta, Lepidoptera, Pyralidae. Bases 1 to 585 code for a protein of 194 amino acids. The record is from RefSeq and is a predicted model, not a curated record.
AUGAAAUUGCUAAUCGUCGCAGUCAUUUUAUCUGUCAGCUCUGCAGCUCAGUUACCAAAAAUUUACCUUCCACAAAAUGGCGGCAAUCAACAGGCUUUGUCCAGUCAAAAUUUACAAAAUACAGGUGGUGCAAGUAAUAAUGGUAACAGUAGGCCCCAACAAGAACAGGACAAAAAUGCACAGAUAAUUAAACAGGAACAGGAAAUAAAUGAAAAUGGAUUCUACUACACCUAUGAGACUUCUAACGGCAUCAAGGCAGAAGAGAAUGGAAAUGCUAAUCAAAGUCAAGGAGGUUUCUCCUACAUAGGAGAUGAUGGAAACACAUACUCAGUAACAUUUACAGCUGGAGAAGAUGGUUUUAGACCUCAAGGUGAUCAUCUGCCUGUACCUCCACCACCUCCACAGGCUAUAUUGGAUGCUCUCGAGCAGAACGAAAAAGAUGAAGCCGCUGGAAUAUUUGACGAUGGACAAUACCGCCCGGAUGUUCAUGGAGGUGGACAAAACCGACCUGGACAAUCAGGCUCUGAUGUGGCCACUUCGAGUCAUCAAGGAAAUUUUAAUGCUAACUCCGGUUACAGAUAUUAAUAGAAUAGAUCAUUACAUAGUAUAAAAUAAAGUCGCUGUCGCUGUCCGUCCGUCCCUAUGUAUGCUUAAAUCUUUAAAACUACGCAACGGAUUUGCGUGCCCAUGCGAAGCCGGCGCGAGUAGCUAGUAGAAAAUAAAAUAUACGGCAAAGAAAAGACAGCAAUGUAUUAGAGAAGAAGAGAAAUAAAUGUAGAAGAGAAAAGAUAAAAGAGAAGAGAGAAGACAUGUACAGUUACAAUAAGGCAGCCUUAUUGCUGAAAUCUUUUCAAGGCAAUCUUUUCAAUAUAAUUAUACCUAAUGUACAUAAUAUUAUUACGUAGAUUAAUUAAUUAAGUUAAAUAAUACUUUUUUAUAAUGA